Messenger RNA from Neofelis nebulosa (Clouded leopard), 4864 nucleotides. It is a transcript of the gene ANLN, whose product is annotated as anillin, actin binding protein. Lineage: Eukaryota; Metazoa; Chordata; Mammalia; Carnivora; Felidae. Gene Ontology annotation, biological process: septin ring organization; mitotic cytokinesis; actomyosin contractile ring assembly. The record is from RefSeq and is a predicted model, not a curated record. The transcript has 24 exons. Gene Ontology annotation, cellular component: actomyosin contractile ring.
AGGCGUGUCCUCUCCGCCCCGCGCGCAGGCGCGCUGUACGGGCGCUGAAAUUCAAAUUUGAACGGCCGCAGGAGGCCGAAUCUGACACUGGAGGCUGAGGGAUAGAGGAGAGUAGUUUGGGAGAGUUCUCCCAGCCACGGCCUUCUGGUUCUCUUCAAGUGACACACUGAAUCGGGACUCACUUUUCUUUUUCUGAAUUUGAACCACCGUUUCCGUCGUCUCGCAAUCAACACGCGAACUCCGGGGCGAUGGACCCGUUUACCGAGAAACUGCUUGAACGAACCCGUGCCAGGCGAGAGAAUCUUCAGAGAAAGAUGGCUGAGAGGCCCACAGCAGCAGCAAGGUCUGCCAUGCAUGCUAAGAGAACCAGAGAGCCACUUACUGAAGCAAGUAACCAACAGCCUCUACCUGGUAGUGAAGAGAAAUCUUGUACAAAACCAUCACCAUCAAAAAAACGCUGUUCUGACAACGCUGAAGUAGAAGUUUCUAACUUGGAAAAUGAAAAGCCAGUGGAGUCAGCUUCUGCAAAAGCCUGUCCUCCAAGUCCUCUGCCUCCUCGGGCGCAGCCACAGACGCCAGCUCCUGUCAGUGAUGCCGAGGCUGUCCCGGCACCGCUGCCGGGUGUGAGGACAGGGCUUAACUCAAGACUGGAAGCGAGGGCAGGCUCUUCAGUGAAAACACGAAUGCAAAGACUGGCGGAGCAGCGGCGCCAUUGGGAUAAUAAUGACAUGACAGACGAGAUACCCGAAAGCUCACUCAUGUCACCAAUGCCAUCAGAGGGAAGGGCUGCCUCGCCUCCCAAACCACCCCCUGCAGAUGCCUCGGCAACUCCAGUUGGUAGAAGGGGCCGUCUGGCCAACCUUGCCGCAACUAUUUGCUCGUGGGAAGAUGAUGUAAAUUACUCAUCUGCAAAGCAAAACAGUGCACAAGAACAGCCUGGUACCACUUGUUUAUCCAAAUUUUCCUCUGCAAGUGGAGCAUCUGCUAGGAUCAAUAGCAGCAGUGUCAAGCAGGAAGCUGCAUGCUGUUCCCAAAGGGAUGGUGAGGCCUCUUUGAAUAAAGCUCCGUCCUCGAGUGCUGUGGGUGCAUCUUUGAAUGAUGCUACAGUUUCCAGCUCUGUGAAAGCUGCUUCUUCCCCAGUGAAAUCUUCUACUGUAUCCCUUGCUGAAGCUAAAAAUUGUGAGGUACAAAAUCCUGAGCUACUUCACAAAACUCCUGUUAGUCUCCUGAAAACAGAGGUAUCGAAACCAACUGGGAAGUCAACCGUAUCCCAGACAGUUGGGCCCAAAGAAGAAUUAAAUAGAGAAAUAUGUCGGCAGUCUCAAUCUAAAGACAAAUCUGCAACACCAGGUUAUGUAUCUUUUUAAAAAUCUACAGGAAUUAAGCCUUUCCUGGAGCGCUUUGGAGAGCGUUGUCAAGAACACAGCAAACAAAGUCCUGCUCGGAGCACACCCCAAAGAACCCCCAUUAUCACUCCAAAUACAAGGGCCAUCCAAGAAAGAUUAUUCAAGCAAAACACAUCUUCAUCUACUACUCAUUUGGCACAACAGCUCAAGCAGGAACGUGAGAAAGAACUAGCAUGUCUUCGUGGCCGAUUUGACAAGGGCAAUUUAUGGAGUGCAGAAAAAGGCGAAAGCUCGAGAAGCAAACAACUAGAAACCAAACAGGAAAUUCACUGUCAGAACACUCCCCUCAAAAAACACCAAGCUGUUUCAAAUACCCCAUCGCUUCCAGUAACGGAAAAGGUGACAGAAAAUCAAACACCAGGAAAACCUUCCAGCACAGAACCUACAGGUUUCACUGAACAUAAAAUGACGAAGUCUAGCCCUUUGAAAAUCACAUUGUUUUUAGAAGAGGAUAAGUCUUUAAAAGUAACAUCAGACCCAAAGGUUGAGCAGCAGACUGAAGUGGUACGUGAAACUGAGAUGAGUGUGGAUGAUGACGAUGAUAUCAAUAGUUCAAAAGUAAUUAAUGACAUCUUCAGUGAUGUCCUGGUGGAAGGUGAGCUGGACAUGGAAAAGAGCCAAGAGGAGAUGGACCACGCAGAAGCAGAAAGCGCUGAAGAACAGGAAGAUGCACUGAACAUCUCCUCCAUGUCUUUGCUUGCUCCGUUAGCACAGACCGUUGGUGUGGUAAGUCCGGAGAGUUUAGUUUUCUCACCUCGAUUGGAAUUGAAAGAUUCCAGUGUAAGUGAUGAAAGUCCAAAGCCAGGGAAAUUCCAAAGAACCCGUGUUCCUCGAGCUGAGUCAGGUGAUAGCAUUGGUUCUGAAGAUCGUGAUCUUCUUUAUAGCAUUGAUGCGUACAGAUCUCAAAGAUUCAAAGAAACAGAACGUCCUUCAAUAAAGCAAGUGAUUGUUCGGAAGGAAGAUGUUACUUCGAAGUUGGAUGAGAAAAAGAAUGCCUUUCCUGGUCAAGUGAACAUCAAACAGAAAAUGCAGGAACUCAAUAAUGAAAUAAAUUUGCAGCAGACAGUAAUCUAUCAAGCCAGCCAGGCUCUUAACUGCUGUGUUGAUGAAGAUCACGGAAAAGGGUCACUAGAAGAAGCUGAAGCAGAAAGACUUCUCCUCAUUGCUACUGAGAAGAGAACACUUUUGAUUGAUGAGUUGAAUAAAUUGAAGAACGAAGGGCCCCAGAGGAAGAACAAGGCUGGUCCCAUAUCCCCAAGUGAAUUUGUCGCAUCCAAGGGAUCAGUUACUUUGUCAGAAAUCCGCUUGCCUCUAAAAGCAGAUUUUGUCUGUGGUACAGUUCAGAAACCAGAUGCAGCAAAUUACUAUUUCUUAAUUAUACUAAAAGCAGGAGCUGAAAAUAUGGUAGCCACACCAUUAGCAUGUACUUCAAAUUCUCUUAAUGGUGAUGCUCUGACAUUCCCUACUACGUUUACUCUGCAAGAUGUAUCCAAUGACUUUGAAAUAAAUAUUGAAGUUUACAGCUUGGUACAAAAGAAAGAACUCUCAGGCCCUGAUAAGAAGAAAAAGGCACACAAGUCCAAGGCUAUUACUCCAAAGCGACUUCUCACAUCUAUAACCACAAAGAGCAGCCUUCAUUCUUCAGUCAUGGCCAGUCCAGGUGGUCUCCAUGCUGUGCGUACCAGCAACUUUGCCCUUGUUGGGUCUUACAUACUGUCAUUAUCUUCAGUAGGAAACACUAAAUUUGCUCUGGACAAGGUACCCUUUUUAUGUCCCUUGGAAGGUCAUAUUUAUUUAAAAAUAAAAUGUCAAGUGAAUUCAAGUGUUGAAGAAAGAGGUUUUCUAACCAUAUUUGAAGAUGUUAGUGGUUUUGGUGCCUGGCAUCGAAGAUGGUGUGUUCUUUCAGGAAAUUGUAUCUCUUAUUGGACUUAUCCAGAUGAUGAGAAACGGAAGAAUCCCAUAGGAAGGAUAAAUCUGGCCAAUUGUACAAGCCAUCAAAUAGAACCAGCCAACAGAGAAUUUUGUGCAAGACGCAACACUUUUGAAUUAAUUACUGUCCGACCACAGAGAGAAGAUGACCGAGAGACUCUUGUUAGCCAAUGCAGGGACACUCUCUGUGUCACCAAGAACUGGUUGUCUGCAGAUACCAAGGAAGAGAGGGAUCUCUGGAUGCAAAAACUCAAUCAAGUUCUUGUUGAUAUUCGCCUCUGGCAACCUGAUGCUUGCUACAAACCUAUCGGGAAGCCUUAAGCUGUGGGAAGUUUCUAGGCCAUUUAGAGUUUUUUUUGAGCUAUGUCAUAAAUGUACCUUAAAAGCAUCAGAUUUGCUGAUUGCAUUUUAUGCUUUAAUUACGAGAGGGUAUGUGCCAAUAUUCACUACAUAUUAUGCAGUAUUUAUAUCUUUUGUAUGUAAAAUUUCAACUGAUUUCUCUUCUGUCAUUCAUAAAUGAUUGGAAGAAAAUUCAUUAUAGUCAGUUUUGCUAAAUCUUAAUUUAAAAAAGCCUCAUUUUCCUAGAAACCUAAUUAUUCAGUUAUUCAUGACAAAAUAUUUUUUUAAACGUAAGGAAUUGUGAGUUGUCUUGGAGCUGUGGGUCUCAAAGUAGAAAGGUCUUCCGGGGGCUGGAGACAGAAACCUCUGACUUGCUCAUCUUUUCUCUAGCCUUGGUACUUCUUUCUAAAGUUUGUGAUCGUUUACUGAUCAUGAGAUAUCUUGUUAGUAGAGUACUGAGAAAACUUCCAAGGGACUUUACAGAAACAUUUUUAGUAAUGGAGGCAAGAACUUUUUAAAUAGCAAAUGUACAUUUGUUUAAAGCUUGAGGCUGCCUUUAAACAGGAGAUGUGGACAUAGGGGAUAUUGUGGGAGAUUUGGGGGUUAAAUAUUUUCUAUAGAAGAGUUAAUAAUCACAUGGUUUACAUUUACUCAGUUUCUAUAGAUGCUGUGUGGUGCACAUUUUCAUAGAGUACAGGCUUUUAAAAAUAAUUAUUUUUGCUAUAUAGCUAAGACUCCACUUGGCAUAUCAGUUCUUUCUGCUCUUGUAACAAGAAUAAAUGUAAAUUGAAGAAUCUUUGUAUAAAGAAAGUAAACUUUACCAAGCUGCUAUGGACUAAUACUUUGCCUGCCAAAGUUCUUGUCUUUUUUUUUUUCCCUGUCCAAGCAGGACAGUGUCUAGAAGCACAUUGUGAAAUCUUUUGAAAAACUAUUGAGUCAUGCAUUACCUUUGAAAGCCCAAUUCUUUAUUUUAUGAUAAAGUAUUGUAAAGCAUGGUCACAUCUUUUAAAUAUACUUUGAAUUUCUUCUCUGAAUUGUUAAAGUUAUUGACGAUCUCAUUUAUAAACACUAAAUUCCGUCACCUCCUGUCAUUUAAUUUGUAUUCAUUCAAUGUGUUUUUGUUAUGUGUAUUAUAAAAAUAUAUUUUAUGAUCUCUUACCCGAAUAAAUGCUUGCAGAGGACUUAAGGAA